AUGGGGCCUCCGUCCCUGGCCGUGGCCGCUCUCCUGGGGCUGGUGGCCACCGUGCUGGCGGAAGUCACCGACCGCAUCUGCCAGCCAGCUCCGCUGUGGAAGAUCAAUGGGACGGUCCCGAUGGACGAGGCGCUGGGGCAGGUGACGGUGGUGGCGCUUUUGAAGGCCAGCUGACAGUUCUGUCUCAAGCAAGCUAACAGCCUUGGCGGCUUGCGCGAGAAGCUGUCCCGGCAAGGGAUGGCCAACGUCAGCUACAUGAUCGUGAACGAGAAGGCGCCGCUGUCCCGGGCCAUGUACUGGGAGCUGAAGCGCCAGGCCCCCGAGGGGGUGCCCGUGUACCAGCAGGGGAUCCUGGACCCCGACGUCUGGCAGAUCCUGGAUGGGGAUAAGGACGACUUCCUCAUCUACGACAAGUGCGGCCGCUUGGUCUUCCACAUCUCGCUGCCCUACAGCUUCCUGCACUUCCCCUACGUGGAGUCCGCCGUGCACUUCACGUACACCAAGGAUUACUGCGGGAAUUGCAUCCACUACUCCAACAGCACCCAGCAAGAGGCGAACGGCACAGCAGAAGGUCAGGUGAAUCCAAGCCUGGCCCCCGAACAGGAGAAGGAAGAGGAGCCGUCCACCCACGGGCACGGCAUCCACCCCACACCCCACCACGAAGCUGAUGGCAGCGAGAAGGCCUCGGUCCUGCAUGGCAAGGCUGCCCCUGUUCACAGCCACCAUCACGAGGGGCACAAGCACCAGGCGCCAGCCGCGCAGGACGAGGAGCGGGGAGUGCAUUAGCGAGGGGUGAACACGGGGAUGUGCAGACGCAGCGGGUUCACUUCCACGGGACUCGGGACUCCUUCACCCUCGCUGGCCCUGUCUCCCAUGCUCACCAGUGGAGGGCACGGUGCUGCCUACCACCUUCCGGGUCCUGAUCCCUCGCCCAGCCCCGCUGACCCUCCCCUCCUGUCAGCAUGCCCCCUCUCAGCACAGAGGCACCCACCGUGGGGCUGCUUCUGACCCCUUCCUCCCUUGACUCGGGCCUUUUCUGCGCUCAAUGAAGCCUGUGGUGCAACCCGGGUUCAUCCCCGGUCGCCGUGGACAGAUGCUGUGUGGAAAAGCAGGGCCAAGGGUGCAGGAGUCAGAGCCAGCGUUGGCUGGAGGAGGCAACGGGAUGGCUACAGCCUCUUCCCUCCUCCGCCCCACCACCCUCGGGCAACGGCACGCUGAAGGGGAAGGGGGCAGGGGUGAUGGGACAGCCCCUCCUGGUCCAUUUCUCCUCCCCGAAGCUCCCCCAGGCCUCAUUUUCCCCCCACUUCUCUUAGCAAUAUUUGCCCGGUGUGACGGGGGAGAACAUGGCUCCCGCCCUCUGUGUCCCAGCUAUAAAUAAAGGCAGUGGUGGCAAGUCGCCGCAAGGUGGCACCCACGUCCUCACCAAGCCACGGCCAGGCAGGCCACGCCAGGGCGAAGAACGAGGGUGCAAAUAAAGUGCUGCGAAGUGA
Molecule: messenger RNA, 1490 nt
Organism: Alligator mississippiensis (American alligator)
Lineage: Eukaryota; Metazoa; Chordata; Crocodylia; Alligatoridae
Product: selenoprotein Pb-like
Exons: 4
Biological process (GO): selenium compound metabolic process
Cellular component (GO): extracellular region
Molecular function (GO): selenium binding
Source: RefSeq, a predicted model, not a curated record